Messenger RNA from Passer domesticus (house sparrow), 3748 nucleotides. RefSeq names its product aprataxin and PNKP like factor (gene APLF). The transcript has 9 exons. Bases 807 to 2120 code for a protein of 437 amino acids. Gene Ontology annotation, molecular function: DNA-(apurinic or apyrimidinic site) endonuclease activity; 3'-5' exonuclease activity. Gene Ontology annotation, biological process: double-strand break repair. The record is from RefSeq and is a predicted model, not a curated record. Gene Ontology annotation, cellular component: site of double-strand break; nucleus. NCBI's taxonomy places the organism in Eukaryota, Metazoa, Chordata, Aves, Passeriformes, Passeridae.
AUUGAUGGGGUCUGUAAUCUCAUAGCUAGUACUUCAGAAGACACAUUGCGAGGGUUUAUAGGUGCCUCUGCUUCUUGGCAGCAGUGAGAAGAUCUUGUCCAAGGGAAUUCAGAAUUAAAAAGCAACUACAUGUCUAUCAGAGAUGAUAAUGCCAGCCCAGUAACUCAGAAGGCAUGGAAGAGGCACAGAUCCUGAAUACUGGCACAAAAAGAGAGAGACAGCUUUGUGAAAGGAACUACUAAACAGAAGGGAGGAAACAGAACAGCAGACCUAUGUGUGUCAUGCUUCCUCUAACUUUCACCCUCUAACUAUUUAAAUCACACUUCUACCACACUCUCAGCAAUUACUACAUUAAUAUCGGUUUCUUUUUUAUAAGAAAGCCCUAGUCUAAAAAACAGCAAAAUAAACAAACCAUUGUAGAUAAGGAUUAUAUUUAUUAUCUUCACUUUCUGAAAGACCUGUAUAAUAUAAUCUCGUAUAAAUAUCCUCUUAAGUUCAUGUUUGUCUUGCCACAACUUGCACUGAGCAAUUUUCCCUCCCCUGGAACACUGCCUACGUGCCUACUACAGUCAGAGUCAGAUUUUUGGAAAUGUUGCUUAACCAUGCACCCAUAAAAACACCCACACAGACACACCACUCCUACUUCCAUUUUAAAAUGAAGUUUAAAAGAAAAUGGUAUGAAGCAAACCACAAACACAGAUGCUGUAAAAAUAAUAACCCCAGCCCAACAAGCUUCUAGCUUGAGUCAGUGUUAGUACUUCUUAUAAUGCAACAGAUAACACAUAGGGCUGUAGUUUGGACUAAAUAUGUCUCUAUCAUUUUUUUCAAAGAGCUGUUUACUUUCCCUGCCCCACAGCUUUCUUCUGAAGGAAAAACAUCAGGAGGCUGAUGCAGAAGCACCAACUGUUCGUGCUGUUGAGAUGUCCUGUAUUCCGUUAUUAAUGGAAUGUUCCAGCUCUGAGGUACAGGGAGCCACAGAAACGAGGAAUAAUGAUGCUACCUCCAGAUUUGUGGUUCCUCUUUCUCAUGGUAAUGAAAGCAAAGAGUCAAAAUCUGUUCAAAGAAAGAGAGUGCUUCCAUCUUGGAUGCUGGAAAGAGACCUUGUGGUGCAGAGGGUUUCCAGGCCUGUUAUGACAGGAGGUAGUAGAAAGAAAAAAGGCCAAGGAAGGGGAGAAGGUAAUAUAGAGUCAUUAAAAUCAGAAGUACAUGUACAGCAGAAGAAAAGAUUAGCUUCUGAAGAAACUACAGAGGAUUUUGAAGGUGGAGAGCAAGAUCAAGGGAAAAGAAGCUGCCUUUCCAUCCCUGUUCCUUCAUCUCAGAAUACAUCUAGAUUUCCUCUUGAGACUACCAUGAGAGAUAUGGAAGGAAGUGGCAAGAUUGGAACAAAGAACCCUGGAGAUUCUCUGGAAAAAAAAGAUAGGCAGCUGCAUAGCAAAAGAGUAGGUCAGAUCUCCAGUAAAGACAACAGAAUUGAGGAAACAGAAAACAAAGAGCACGUUGCUGGUUCUACAAGCCGACAAGCUCACUGGGACAGGACUUCCCAAUAUCUUGGUGCCCAGGAAGGGAUUCUUGAGCCUGAUGCAAAUCUGGACUGCAGCACUGAGAUUUCUGAUUCAGCCAGAAGUGCAGAUGCUUCAGAAAGCUCCAAACAGGUGCAGCAUAAGAGGAUACCUUGCAAGUAUGGAAGUGGCUGUUACAGGAAGAAUCCCAUUCACUUCCAGCAGUUCAGUCAUCCUAAUGAUGAUGACUAUCACGACAUGGGGAUAGUGGCUCAGGGUGACGAUGACAGCCGGCCUGAGUGUCCAUAUGGAACAGCUUGUUAUAGGAAGAACCCCCAGCACAAGCUAGAAUACAAGCACAGUGCACCUCCAGUAGCUGGAAGAGGAACACGGCAACGAGCUUCAAGCAAUGGAAAAAGGGCUGUGAAGAAGGACAGUGUCAAUGAUGGUGAAGCCAAUGACUGUGACCUCAAUGACCACUUUACAGAUGAGGAGGAGGAGGAGGAGUGUGAAGCUACUGAUGAAGACUCGGACUGGGAACCAAGUUCAGAAGAAAAGGAUAACGAAGAUGUUGACACACGUGUGCAAGAAACACGUAGAUUUGUUAGGAUCAAAAAAUAGCUGCUGAGAACAGCCUUAUAAAUGUUCAGUGUGGUUAUGUUAAAACAUGGUUGCACAAAGGAGAGGAAUUGUUUGAAAAUUUUUUUCUUCAUGAUAUAGGCAAUACAGGAAGAUAAUAAUGGGGAUGAGAGGAUUCUGCAAUGCCUUUCUUAUCCAUGUGUAUUAUUUUGGGACUGUUGUGGUGUUUAUUUUAUUAAGUUGUGGAUCCAGAGGAUAAAGCUCUGAAAAUUUUCAGGUUUUUCUCUUUUUUUUUUUUUUUGCAACGCCAUUGGUAUCUUGUAUUUUGAAAUACAGUUCUAAAGGUUGUUAAAACUUCAUCUUCCUGUGCUUGAAAGAAAUAUUGGUAGGAAAGCCUAAGCCAUUUUUAUUGUUGAGUUAGUGCAGUUUUAAAACUUCAUUAUUCUUCUUCUGUCUUUCCCAGGUGUUGUUUUGUUGGUUCUCUUGGGGUACAGUAGUCAAAUACAGGUUAUCUAAAUCACUUGAGAACAGGAUCUCAAUGUAUUGAACCACUUCGCUCUAAUUACAAUAGUGCCUCUUUUUGUGUACAUUACUGGAACUGUUUCCAAUUCUCAGCAAAGUCUUGGUGUCUGUAUUUUUGCACAUUUAAACCUGUAACAUACAGUGGGAAAAGCACAUAACCGUGACUCUGAUUUCUAAAGAUGUUGGAAGAUCUUGCCUUCAGUGUGUUCAUCACUCCUCUGAGCUUCCUGGAAAGGUUUUACUAUGUUUUGGGACAGAUGACUGGAGCCCUGUGAAUUUGGCACCUUUUUUGGUCAAAGUCCUGAAGUUCAGCAGGGGAAGCAUUCUAGUAUGGCUUCAAGUAGACAUCCAAAUGCACAUCAGCUAGUUUUACGGACUUUUCAGGAGGACUUUGUGGAUGUGCUCUCUACAACUCCAGUGCCCUGGUUUUUGACUGAGCUUGUGUGCUUGUCUUGUUGUGAAGAGGGUCGUCUUACAGGAAAAACUGCCAAGGGGGAAUCAAAUCAAGUCUUGCCUGGGCCUUGCCGCUGCUGCGUUGAGCUGUGUGCAGGCUCAGCUCUCAGCAGCCCUGAGAUCUCCUGCUCCCAUCAGUCAUGCUGUGCUGUCUUGGGCAGGAAAGUUUCCCUGUGAAGGAAGCUGCUGGCCUCAGGAGAAGCUGCCCUCAUGGCCAGGAGGCAGGAGAGCACAGACCUGGCUUGAGCUGGGCUGUGUCUCAGAGGAGCUCAGUCCUGCCCAGGAGGCACCUCCACAAGCAGGUGCAUGCAGCUGCCACAGGCUGGAACAGUGCUCUCUGGAGGAAGAGCAGGAGGGGGAGCCAGCCUCAUGCUGGCAGAAGGACAAGCUGCUUUCCUCUGGGGCACAGGAGAGGUGUGGUCCAGGCUGCAAGAUGGGGCUGUGCAGCCUCAGGUCCCUGCAGUUCAGAGGCUGGGCACUGGGGAUGGACCUUGUGGACCUCAGCUGCUGGACCUUGUGGACCUCAGCUGCUGGCUGUUUCUACCUCAAAAAACUUCAUUACACACUCCCCCUUGGCACUUGAAAACUUCCAUUCUUGUAGAGUCAUCUUGGUCCUUACAGAUUCUGCUGAAAGGGGAAGCAUUCUUUUUGAUGGAUUUCUCAGAUAAAAAUAAAGCGUCAAUGUGGCAAUAUUA